This is a messenger RNA of Zonotrichia leucophrys gambelii, 1783 nucleotides long. RefSeq names its product inositol polyphosphate-1-phosphatase (gene INPP1). The transcript is spliced from 7 exons. Gene Ontology annotation, molecular function: inositol-1,4-bisphosphate 1-phosphatase activity. The record is from RefSeq and is a predicted model, not a curated record. Bases 509 to 1783 code for a protein of 424 amino acids. NCBI's taxonomy places the organism in Eukaryota, Metazoa, Chordata, Aves, Passeriformes, Passerellidae. Gene Ontology annotation, biological process: phosphatidylinositol phosphate biosynthetic process.
GGGCACGGCCAUUGGGGGGGUCCCGGUGGGUUUUGGGCGGGGGAGGGGGAGCGGCCCCGUUGCCCCCCGGGCCCGGCGGGGUCGGUGCCGGUGCCGCAGCCCCCGGGACAGCGCCCCCCCUGGCGGCCGGGGCGGGAACUGCAGCGGGGGCGCUUUGGGGACGGGGACAGCGACAGCGACAGCGACACGGGACAGCGACACGGGACAGCGACACGGGACAGCGACACGGGACCCGCCACCGCCACCGAGCGUGUCCCCCCGCCGUGUCCCCGGUGCCACAAUCCCGGCGGUGUCGCCUCCCGCCGUGUCCCCUCCCCGCGGUGUCCCCGCGCUCCGCUGUGACCCCGGCAGGCGGGGCCGGCACCGAGCGGGUUAAGCGCGGCUGUGACGCGGCCCCGUCCCCGCCCCCGGGCUGGAGCUGUCAGCGGCCCCGGUGUCGCCGCUGUAUCGCGGCUGUAUCGCGACUCUAUCGCGGCUCUAUCGCGGCUCUAUCGCGGCUGUCGCGGCCAUGGCGGGGCUGCUGCCGGCGCUGGUGGCGGUGUCGCAGAAGGCGGCCGAGGUGGCGCGGCGCUGCCGGGCGGAGGAGCCGCUGUUCCGGCUCCUGGUGGCCGAGAAAUUGGGCCCGGAGCGCAGCGCCCGCUUCGAGCGCGACUUCAAGACCCUGGCGGAUGUGCUGAUCCAGGAGCUCAUCAAACACGACCUGGGGACACAGUUCCCCGAGCUCCGGGGACACAUCCACGGCGAGGAGAGCAGCGAGUUCAGGGACGCCAGCGGUGGCACGGUGACAAUCCGGGUCGGUGCCACCCCGGCGGACACGGUGGCCCUGCUGGUGGCCGUGCUGGGCCCCGAGCACACGCGGGCGGCCGAGCUGCUGGCAGAGGCCGUGCACCAGGAGGUGACACUUGGGGACGCGGAGCUGGAUGGCAUCGACCCCGGAUUGUCCCCAGGGGACCUCGGGAUCUGGAUAGACCCCAUUGACUCCACCAACGAGUUCAUCGGGGGCCGCGAGGACGUGGCCGCCGUCGAUGGCGUCGCCCCCGGGGGGCUGCGCUCGGCCCUGGUGCUCGUGGGGGCCUUCGAGCGCCACAGCGGGGUCCCCGUGCUGGGGGUCAUCAACGAGCCCUUCUUCCAGAGGGACCCCCAGACACACAGGUGGCAGGGUCGCUACCACUGGGGGGUGGCUCACGGUGCCACCCGCCUGUGCUCGCUGUCCCCUCCUGUGCCCCGCGCCCGUCCCCGCGUGGUGCUGAGCCGGGCCGAGAGCGCGGCGGUUCGGGGGGCUCUGGCCUCGCUGGGGGGGGGUCCCCCGGUUCUGGCGGCCGGCGCCGGCUACAAGCUGCUCUGCGUGGCGCUGGGGCUGGCGGACGCCUUCGUGCUCUCGCAGGGCACGACGUUCGCGUGGGACUCGUGCGCCCCGCACGCCGUGCUCCGGGCCCUGGGCGGGGCCGUGCUGCCCCUGGCGGGGGCGCUGCGGGCGGGGGGCGGCCCCGGGGACCCCCCCGAGCUGCGCUACCACCGGCCCGGCCCGGGAACCGGGCCCGAGCGCUGGGCGAACCGCGACGGGCUCGUGGCGUUCGUGCAUCCGCCGGUGCUGCGGGCGGUGCUGGCGGCGCUGCGGGGGCUGGGGGAGCUGGGGGGCGAUGGGGAUUUGGGGGGCACGGGGGGCGUGGGGGGGGGCACGGGGGGCGAUGGGGAUUUGGGGGGCACGGGGGGCGUGGGGGGUUCGGAGGACACGGGGGACAAUGGGGACAUGGGGGACAUGGGGACCACGGGGGGCUUGUGA